Pyrus x bretschneideri (Chinese white pear) is the source of this 2603-nucleotide messenger RNA. RefSeq names its product protein WVD2-like 7. Lineage: Eukaryota; Viridiplantae; Streptophyta; Magnoliopsida; Rosales; Rosaceae. The transcript has 9 exons. The coding region runs from base 671 to 2407 and encodes 578 amino acids. The record is from RefSeq and is a predicted model, not a curated record.
CCCAUAUGUGUAUUUGUGACUAGUCGGCCCACCCUGAUUCUUAACCGAAUACCUAAACUCCUACAUUUUCUAAUCUAACGGCUCGAAUCUUUCCACAAGACUAUAUUUGUUGGAAAAGGAGGUAUAGAUGGAGGGAGCUGACCGUCCUGGGCAGAACAGAAGACAUUAACGACGGAAAGAACGGAGGAUAUGAAGGCGUUAUCGAGGUGUCAGAAGGCAAUGAUAACAUGAUGAUGCAAACCAACCUUUUUAGGCAAGUCCAACUUUACAUUUUGAUUUCGUAUGAGUACACUAAUCACUUCUCACUCACACACCAAAAAGUCUUAUGUCUCUAUCUCUCUCCUACUCUUUCUCUCUCUAGAAACCUCAGAAGCUUGUUAGCCACAACAAUAUCUAAUCUUGCAACGCAAAAAACACGAAACCAAGAUCCAAAGACAAAGACAGACAAGUGGGUUUUGUGUCCUAGAUGCAUGUGAGUGUGUUUUUGCUCCUAACACGCUUGCUUCUGAUUCCCGACUAACAUUUUAGCUCCUUCAUUCUUCAUAACCCAACUGUUUGAUCUCUGGAAUCCAAUCCCACAGCACUGUUUGAUAUACUUUUCUUGUAGCUGUGAUAUGGGGUUUUGACCAAGAUUGGCAUUUCUUUGAGGUUUUGAGGGCAGAUUGUAGUGAUGUCUGGGGAGAUGGAAGAGCCCUUUAGUUUUAGCUUUCAGGCAGACUCUUUACACUCUGGUUCCAUAUCAUUUGGGAGGUUCGAAAACGAAGUUUUAUCUUGGGAAAAGUGGUCGUCGUUCUCGCAUAACAGAUACGUUGAAGAGGUUGAAAAUUGCUUGAAACCGGGUUCAGUUAUUGAGCGGAAAGCUUACUUCGAAGCUCAUUUCAAGAAGAAAGGUUUUCCCAAACCAAAUUUAGUUGAGUGCUAUCGCGGUACAAGUUAUCAAGUCCGUGAAAAUGGUGUCUUGGAGAGUGAUGCGUACGGAGAAGAAUUUGAAGACGGAAAUGAAGACAACAGUUGCGCUCAAUUUGAUAAGGGCUCCGAGGGUUCAGAGUACCACGGAGACAGUGAAGUGAAUGAAUAUGAAAAGGGAGAUCCUGAAGUUUCAUUGUCUGAUCCUCAGAGGGCAUCUGAGUUGAACAAUGAAGAUAUUCUGGUCGCUAUUAAAGAUGAUAAUUCCGAGGAAACAGGUCAAAUUGGAAUAGGUUGUGACAUGUUUUCUUCAAUUAUCGAUGAACCAGAGAACAAUGUAAUUGAGAAUCAUGAUGGUGAUGCUGUGAAUGCUGAUGAAUCAUAUAAUUCAGUUAAGAUAAACCCCAAAACUGCAGCAGAUGAAGAAGUUAACAUGACUAUUGUGGAAAGUUUGCAUGGUUCUUCUUCAAAGUUGAAGGCUGGAAAAGAAUGCAAAAUUUCCAAGUCCAAAGUAAAAUCUAACGCCAGCAUUUCUCCGGUUAAGAGAAGUAUUUCUUCUGAGUCGUCUAAAGAUUGUACAAAGAACUCUAAUAGAGAAGGAGAGGGUACACGAAGAACGGAUAAACAAAAGCUGUCACCAAAAACCACCAUUCCAACUACACAAUCUGUUCCCAGGACUCCAAAAUCAGAGGAAUCUACAAAUCUGAAGGGAAAAUCUGCUCACGAGAGUAGAAGUGAUAAGAAACUUGGUGAACCUCAACCUCCUGCCGUCAAGCCUGAGUCCAGAGGACGCCAAACGGCAAACAGGUUUAACCAAAGAGUCAAUUUGACCAAGUCUGAUAUAAGAUCAAGUGUUGCAACUUUCAAUUUCAAAAGUUCUGAACGAGCAGAAAGGAGGAAAGAGGCAAACAACCAUGAAAAAGCCGAAGCUGAGAUGAGACAAUUCCGCAAAAGCCUCAACUUUAAAGCAGCACCAAUGCCUUCCUUCUACCAUGUAGCUGUGAAUGCAGCGCCUGAUGGGAGCAAGGCUGUAUCUACCAAAUUCUCUAAAGUACAAAGCAAGUCAACAAAUCCAGGGAGUGGAGCCGCUGCAAGAUUUCCAUCACAUUCAGAGGCAGGCAAGGUUGAACCUCCCACGGCCAACGUUUCUAUAAACACAGCUGAUUUGCAUGAGGCCUCGAGAGAAACUAACAGCAUCAUGGCUGAUCCCUCUGAAACUAGUUCAGUUUCUUCAGCUACACUGAGCAGCAGAAACUUAUCCCGGGAUACUGCAACUAAAAGUGAACAUCCCAGGACGAAAGGAAGGGAGAAGGAUGCUAAAACGCAGAAACAUCGGUUAUUAGAGAGCGGUAAAAUGGCAAAAAGUCAGAAAGCUGAAGGGAAGCAGAAAGUGGGAGUCCAAAAAAAUAGCAGAGAGAUGGCAAGGAAGGGUAUGAAAGACGGCGUCGGCUUUGGAAGCAGUUCAAGAAUGGGUCAUCUAACGGUUGGUGUUGCCUCAUGAAUGAACACCAAGAGAUCGAAUAUACUCAGCGUGCAGGAUGAACACUGCAAGCCUGAAAUUUAAUGAAAGCAAAGCUUGUAAUAAAACAUGCAGGUGAAAGGAUAAUAAUAUAUGGUUGUGCUGUUUGAGGGAGUAGAAAAAUUGGAAGCCUAGGCCCUCUUGCCUCCUUCAUAAAUUAAAAGUUUUAUUAAAUUUA